AUGGCUUCAAGAAAGAAGGUCCUUCUCAAGGUCAUCAUCCUCGGAGACAGCGGGGUCGGCAAAACGAGCUUGAUGAACCAAUAUGUCAACAAGAAGUUCAGCGCAAGCUACAAAGCAACCAUCGGAGCCGAUUUCCUGACCAAGGAAGUGCUCGUUGACGACAGGCUCGUCACCAUGCAGCUCUGGGACACGGCCGGCCAGGAGCGCUUCCAAUCGCUGGGCGUUGCCUUUUACCGUGGCGCUGAUUGCUGCGUGCUCGUAUACGACGUGAACAAUUCCAAGAGUUUCGACACGCUCGACAGCUGGAGAGACGAGUUCCUUGUUCAGGCUAGCCCCAUGGACCCAGAAAGCUUUCCAUUCGUUGUCAUUGGCAACAAGAUUGAUGUGGAGGAAAGCAAACGCAUGAUUUCGUCCAAGCGCGCCAUGGCCUUUUGCCAAUCAAAGGGCGGCAUUCCUUAUUUCGAGACGAGCGCCAAGGAGGCCAUCAACGUCGAACAAGCCUUUGAAGUCAUUGCACGACAAGCUUUGGCGCAAGAAGAUGUCGGCGAUUUCAGCAACGACUUCCCCGAGACGAUCCCGAUUGACCUUAAGGGAAACGAGGGUGGUUGCGCAUGCUAG
Messenger RNA from Bipolaris zeicola 26-R-13, 618 nucleotides. RefSeq lists its product as uncharacterized. NCBI's taxonomy places the organism in Eukaryota, Fungi, Ascomycota, Dothideomycetes, Pleosporales, Pleosporaceae. Bases 1 to 618 code for a protein of 205 amino acids. The record is from RefSeq and is a predicted model, not a curated record. The transcript has 7 exons. Gene Ontology annotation, molecular function: GTPase activity; GTP binding. Gene Ontology annotation, cellular component: fungal-type vacuole membrane; vacuole; phagocytic vesicle. Gene Ontology annotation, biological process: regulation of vacuole fusion, non-autophagic.